CAGAGCAUUAAUGUGAAUGUACACUGGUAUUGUUUUAUUGGGAAAUACGUUUAUGCUGGUCUGUCCCCAAUUGGUGAAUAAAUGGGGUGGCUGAAAAGAGCAAAUGGCUCUUUGUUGCGGUGCAGGCUCAGUGGUGGCAAAAAUCGCCUGGCCUGGCCAGGACAGAAACAAACGGAGGGCCGCUAAUUGGGCCGAGGUUCACUGGCAACAAUGAAGGGGCUAGAAAAUUCCAGCCGCCGCGCGACAGGGCCCGCUUUGUUGUUGUGUUUGUUCUCGGCCACGUUGUUCACUGUUAUCUUUUCUGUGGCCUCUCCACUCCCCUCCCGCCUCAGAGGGCAUGAAAGCCCCUCCCACAGUCGCUGGCCCAGAGAGCUGAGCCGUGCUCCCGGGCCGUCACUCUGACAGCGGCCAGCAUUCGAGAGCCUCCAGCCCCCGGGAGCGUCCCGGCGGGCAUCCCCGCACCGGCGUUCCUCAGCCGCACCCCGCACACCCCGACUUCCAACCCCAGCGCCCCUGAAGGAGAGGAGAGAGAGAUGAUGGGGCAGGCCCCCCAGGACGCGCAGGAGGGCCUGGGAGCCGAAGAGCUGGAGUGCAAGAUCUGCUACUACCGCUACAACCUCGGUGGCCGUCGGCCCAAGGUGCUGUACUGCGGCCAUCGCCUAUGUGCCAAGUGCCUGGCCAAGAUCCUGGACCUGGGCGAGUCUCCGCCACGUGCCGUAGUGUGCCCCUUCUGCCGCUGCACCACCAGCCUGCCCGAGGAGGAGGAGGAGGCGGCGGCGGACGCAGGCGGCCUACCCGACGACCGUGGCCUGGUGGCGGCCCUGGCCCUCCGGCUGCAGAACCGGAGGAACCUGCUAGAGGGCUCCACUGAGCUCCUGCUCAGCCCUCGGUGCCUCAACGCUCUUGUUGGGCCUCCCUCUUCCUCCGCGUCUCCUUCCUCACGUGGAUCCCCCAGCUGCCUGGUCAUCGCCAUCGUGGAGCCCGGCCAGGAGUCACCAGCUGUGUCCUCGCAAGCCCACCCGGCCGGUCGGACCCACCGCUCCCCUAGUCUGGACUCGAUGGCAUCCAUUGCCCGCCGCUGGACUGUGUGGAACUGCGCCUCCCUGCUAUGUCAGGCGUCUGCCCGGGCCCUGAUCUGGCUCCUGGGGCUGCUCUAUUUCAGCUCCUUGCCGUUGGGGGUCUACUUGCUCAUCAUGCAGAAGACCACGCUGGGCGUGCUCCUGGUCAGCCUCGUACCAUCCAGCCUGGUGCUCAUCAUGGUCUAUGGCCUCAGCCAGUGCCUCUGUCGCGAACUCCUGAACUGCUUGUCCACAUAGUACCCUGAGGGACAGCCAAAUGUGUACGUUCACUAAUCCUGGAGUGGCCUGACUUAAUACUUACAACAGAUCCGAAAGAUUGCCACAAUGGAUCCUGAAAGAUUCCCCAAAUGGAUUGAUUUUAAAAAAACAAAUCAUGGAAUACAGUUAAAGCUGAUAUCAGGCCAUAUCACGGUUUUCAAAUUCAUAAUCUGAUCAAAACAGAAAAGAAUAGAUUCUAUGGAUUCUUUCUCUUUUUUAUUAUUAAGAAUGUUUGGUGAUUGACUGUAAAAACCAUUAUGGAUACUUAAAAACCUUGAUAGCAACUCAUGUAUAUUCUGUAUUCAAUAGUUGUUAUAGUUUGAUUUGUAUAUACAAUUAUAUAUCAUUUUAAAAACCUUUUAAAUUCACCGAAAUAGCACUACGACCUCAUCUCUAACCUCAUCUCUAAGACCUUAGCAGGAGCUCAUAAAACAAAGCAUGAACCAAACUCAAUGCAUUGUACAUUUUUAUAAAAGAGAGGAGAGGUUUGGUAUGAAUGGAACACAAAUCCACAGAAACUAAGUGAAGAACAAUGUCUCUCAUUUCCAGAAUAAGAUGUUGUAACUGUUGACAAAUAUCCUCAGAAGGGAGGACUACAGCAUGAAGUAGGGGCAUUGUUACAAGAAAACAAUGCUUGAACCAAACUGCCAUUGUAGCCCGAUUUAUCUAAUCCCAAGGAUAUGCAAGAAUUGAGAAUUAGCCUUGAAUACUACAAAAAUGGGCAGCAAAUAAUAGAGCAGGACAGUGCGUUAUAACCUGCACACACUCUACAUUAGUUGCAUGUUGAACUGAAGUGCUAAUAAGAUUAUGAAACUGAAAUAUAAAGAAUGAGGCUUAAGGGGUGUUGAGAUGAUUCAAUACAGAACAACAUAGAUCAAACCUGGAACAUACCGUUUAACCAAAACCAUCUGACCAGCUCUGAGAUGUCUCAGUGUGGCGUAUUCUGAGAGGAAGAGGCUAAAGCAAAAUUUGGAAAUUGUAGAAACUCACGAUUACAAUUAACUUGAUAUGGGUGUAUUUUUUCUUUCUCUUUUGUUUUUCAUUGAAAGAAAAUCACUUGAAUAUUGUAAGAAAAUAUGCAGUGAUAAAACCUUUUAAACCAUUGUGUUUUUACAGCUGUAAAUAUGUUCCAUUUCAUGCUAUAUCACUCACUCCUUUUGUAAACGAUAUUCAGCACGUUCUUCAUAUAAAGGAAUCACUGUAAGCACGGUGGUCCCUAUGUAUGAGGGCACUCAAGACACUUGAUUGUACUAAAGAAUGUAUUGGAUAACAGCAAUGCUUAAGAACACUUAAGAAUUAAACUCAAGAUUCAAGUUCAGAAAGCAAGCGCCUGUUUGUGUUCUGCGCAUGACUGCUGAGACAUUGUGGGAAAAUUUGUGGCUGCAACAACAUGUUCCUACACAGGACAGAAAGCUAGCUUGUUCCGUCCUGUCGAGUUUAUGACCUUGAAAUAGGCAGAUAAUUGCAAGUGAGGCUGUACCAGCAGUUGUAAUGAAGGACAAAAAUGACUGCCCCAUCUAUCUUAAAAAUUGUAGAUUUUGCAAUACACAUUAAGCAAAUUUGUUCUUCAUCACAAAAUGUGUAAUAUGCAAGAAAGACAUCACAUGCAAACCAUAAAACAAAGUUGAUUUGAAAACACUCUCAUUCUAUAUGUUGCAAUAUACAAUACACAGUACAUACAGUACAACAUUACUAGGAUGUGAGCAGCUAGGAGUCCCUGGUGUGUGUAGUGUAUCCAGUACAAGGGGUAAUAUGUUCUGUGCUGUGUAAGCAAAUAUUCUCUAUCACAGUAAACAUUUUUCAAAUCAUUUUUAUUUUCGAAAUUUGAUCAGAACAGGACUCUCUUAAAAGAAGACCACAUGAUGAAGAAAACAAAGGGUACAACAUGAUUACUUUUUAUCUAUGAGGAAAGAGAGUUUUUUUUAUCAGAUCGCGUAUAAUACCUCCCAGACCAGUACACAUAAUGUAUUGUUUUGGGGUCAUCUGAUGGAUACAAUUUCCAUUACUCUCAGCAGGCCGCAUUGAACUUGAGUUUUAGUAACAAUCAGAAAAAUCUCUCCACUGCCCCCUGCUGCAUUGGAGGAUACUCUCAAUGAAUUUCACCCGUGCAGUGUAAAGUUCUUUGAUGUUUUGACCGUCUCAUCUCCUGCAGGCAUGUUCACAUCUCUGUAAGAUUGUUAAAAAUACUGCCAGUGUUUUUUUGACCCAAAUUAUAGGGCACGCACAACUGUUAUCUGAAAAAUUGAAGGGUGAAAAGUUUUUCAACCUUGAAUUAUCAUUCACUAAGUAUUUCUAAUAGAAACCUGAAAUUUAUUUUAAUAUGUUCAGAAAGUCAAUGGGCAUCAUUCAGGAAACAUGUGUAUGAUAACAUUUGAUAGACUGUAGACUGUGUUUCCAAGAACAUUUCAUAUUUUUUUUUUUUUCUUGUCCAAUUUCUUCAUGGCUGUUUCCUUAUGCUAAUCACAUGAAUAGAAUUGCACAUAAGAUUUACAAACAGUCAGCAUUCAUUAUGUCAUAUGCCUGAGAUAUGCAUAAAAACACAAUUCUGCAAAUGUAUCAUGAAUCCCAUAUUAUUUUUUGUUUUUUUUGUUU
Messenger RNA from Anguilla anguilla (European eel), 3929 nucleotides. It is a transcript of the gene rnf182, whose product is annotated as ring finger protein 182. The transcript has a single exon. The record is from RefSeq and is a predicted model, not a curated record. NCBI's taxonomy places the organism in Eukaryota, Metazoa, Chordata, Actinopteri, Anguilliformes, Anguillidae. The coding region runs from base 534 to 1316 and encodes 260 amino acids.